Mytilus trossulus (common blue mussel) is the source of this 4567-nucleotide messenger RNA. RefSeq names its product toll-like receptor 3. NCBI's taxonomy places the organism in Eukaryota, Metazoa, Mollusca, Bivalvia, Mytilida, Mytilidae. The coding region runs from base 246 to 2369 and encodes 707 amino acids. Gene Ontology annotation, cellular component: plasma membrane. Gene Ontology annotation, biological process: inflammatory response; immune response; toll-like receptor signaling pathway. Gene Ontology annotation, molecular function: transmembrane signaling receptor activity; protein binding. The transcript is spliced from 2 exons. The record is from RefSeq and is a predicted model, not a curated record.
AACAAAUUAGACACAAGUUCAUCAACUUAGGACCGUCAUCUCCGUGAUCUAUCAAUAUUCAUUAAAUACAAUUAUCAACAAUUAGAUAAUAUCACAUACUCAUUGGAACUCUGAAUAAAAGUGCACAUAAAAAACGGAUAGGUCAACACAUAUACUUGUUUCGUUCGAUAAUUAAUAAGGCCUUGUGAAGAACGAACAUUUUGUAUUUACAAGGAUUGAAAAAUUACUAGGAUUGGUGAAUAAAAAUGUACGCAUUGCGAGGAAUGAAGCGAUUUUUCAUCAGUCUCCUUGUUUUGAUGAUAGCUAGCUGUGCCAUUGGAUUGGAUUGUCCACUGUUAAUAUGUUAUUGCAAACCUAGAAAUACAGCACGUUGUAUGAACCAUGGAACAAAUCUGACUUACAUUCCACGUCUUCCAAAGGAUAUUAAAAUCCUAACAUUCGUCAACAAUUACCUCCCGAACAUUACGAGACAGACAUUUGAAAACUUAUCAGCCGAAUAUAUCACUCAACUAAACCUAUCACGAAAUCAUAUCCGAUCAAUUUCUAGCGAUGCUUUUGUUGAUUUCAAAUCAUUCUAUGUUUUAGAUCUAAGUUCAAAUAUGGGAAUUAUUCUAGAUACUUUAGAUAAGGCAUUUGUAAAUGUAAACUUUAUACAACAAGGAUCGCUUUAUUUAAGCAAUGUAACCACCAGGAGAGGCUUUCAGACAGAUAUUUUCAAAACCUUAGAGCAUGGGAAAAUAAACAAAAUUGUUCUACAAAAUAAUAAUCUUUUACGAAUUGACGGAUCUUCUUAUCGGAAUUUAAAGUAUCUGAAUACAUUAGAUGUCUCGAACAAUAAUAUAGUAUACGGUAACUUAUCUGGAUUAGUUAAGCUUACUCGACUUACAAUAAGUAACAACAAUUUACACAAUGUUCCAAGCUUUUGUGCAUCGAAUGGGUCGUCUCUCGUCCCAAAUUUAAGAAAACUAAACAUGAACAAUAAUAGAAUAAAAGUUCUGAAAUCCAAUGACUUUCAUUGUGUAAAGCGACUAGACACGUUAAAUAUGUUAAAUAAUCCAUUUCGAGAAAUCCAGGACAACGUCUUUUCUUCCUUAAGAAAAUUGCAUAGAUUACGUCUCCUGCCUAUUGUAAAUAGUCUAAAACGUAUACAAAGUUAUGCUUUUAACAUGUCAAAUGUUAACUCAAUAAACUUAGCUGAUGCACAUUUUAAAUUUACGACCAAUAGUUUUAAUGCAGAUACCAUAUUUCGUUUUUGUCCUCGUUUGUAUGCAUUGAUUUUGUCGUACAAUACUAUACCUUCGAAUUCCGAAACAGCAAUAAACAUGUUUGGAUCUCUUCGUCAGCUGAGACAACUAACACUGCAAUCUGUUGGAUGGGUAGUUAUACCGCAUAACUUGUUCCAUCGGCUAACAAGCUUGAAAAAACUCGAGCUAGAGAGCAAUAAUUUAUUUUCAUUAUCCUUUAACAAUCCGUUUCUUAGGGUAAACAGCUUAGUACACCUUGGAGUUGGAGGCAACAAAUUAAAUACUUUCAAUAAGUCGUCAUUGCCAGAAAAUAUUUUAAAAAACUUGAAGACCUUAAAUUUAGCACGAAAUCCAUUCACCUGCAAUUGUGAUUUAGUGUGGUUUGUCCAUUGGUUAAACGUUACAAACAUAGACAUUCGAGAGUAUCCAUCAAAAUAUUUUUGUGUCACACCUGGUGUGUGGAAAGGGAAACAACUCAAUAUAUUUAGCCAAGACUGUUCAAAUAAAAGAGUAAAUAUAUCACUGAUUGUACUUUUGUGCGUUACUGUUGUUGUGAUAAUUAUAACUGCCACGAUAGUUAUAUUUAAAAUACGUUGGCAUAUUCGGUAUUGGAUAUAUCUUGUGCGCGCGAGGCGUAGAGAUUAUUGCAGAAUAGAUCUCGAUGAAUAUGCGUAUGAUGGAUUUGUAGUUUACUGUGAUACUGAUAGAGAAUGGGUACAUCAAAAGUUAGUCCCCUUUCUCGAAGUUGAACAUGGAUACAAAUUAUGUAUUCAUUACAGAGAUUUUCAUGUCGGCAAAUUGAUAGUGGAUAAUAUUUUAGAAAAUAUGGAGGAAAGUAGGAAAAUAAUUCUGGUAAUGUCAAAUGGUUUCUGUAAAAGCAAGUGGUGUCAGUUUGAAGUUCUAUUGGCGAAUGACAGAUGUUUAAACAAUGGUAGUGAAACUUUAGCAACAAUUUUAUUAGAAGAUGUAGAUAGUCGGUACUUUACCAAUGUACUUAAACUCAUUCUGACAUCAACAACUUAUGCUGUGUGGACUGAGGAUGAAAUCGGACAACGGUUGUUCUGGAACCAGAUUCUUGGUUCUUUUAAAAGAGAUAUAGUCUACAAUAGAGAUGAGAUACAAUGAUGAUAAACAUGAUGAAAUAAGAUGUCAAUAGAAAACCCAUUAUUGGCAGAAACAGUAUAAUGAUUAGCACAAUAAACCUAUACGACACAGAGUGAAGUCAGCUCCAAUGUAGAGUAUAUGAGUUGAUAAUCCUAAGUGUUUGUUGACGUGAACCAGAAGCAAUUUUACAUCGAUUAUUUAACAAAACAAUUCAGAGUUGUCAAGUUCAACUCAGUGCAAUUGAAAAACACAAAAUCUGAAUAAAACUCUGACAUAUGCCUGUUCCCAUUCACCUUAUAUUGACAGCCACUCUGGCAAUGUUAUUAAUAGGGAUCUAAACAUAUGUCAACAUGAACAUCUCCGAAAGUCGAUAUUUCAUGGCCCUAAGUUUAUUGAACCCCAACACAUCAAAUCGAACAAUAUCUUUUAAAAAGUUAUGGAUUCCAUGAAGACUAGUAUGCCGGAGAACGAACUAAACGAGAAGAAGUAAAACUGGAUAAUCGACCAAAUACCUUUUUCAGAAAAAAAAAAAGAGUCUGUGAAAUGUCUAUAAUCUCUUCACGAUAAACAUAUUGUUGUUUCUGUGGAAAAAAGCUUCCAAACAAUAUUGUCUUUUUAUAUGAUUCGUACUAUUACGGGUGUCUUGUAAAAGAAUUAGAAAAAUUACAUUGCAAAUUGUAGGAAUUACCUUGUUUGUAUAGGCUACCUAGGCUUUACAAAAUUCCGUACAAACAACAGUACAUUGCCGGCUUUUCUAUGCAACGAAGGAAUUGUCCAUUAGAUUGACAAUCAAUGAAAGAGGGUCUUCAGAAAUACUAUGGAACUGUUAACUCGCGUAGUAGCAUUAACCAUAUGUGGAUAAUUUUAUGUCUCGAACUAGUUCUAUCAUAACUUUUGAUUUUUGCCCCUGUACUCCUCUUAUCCCCAUUUAAAAUUGAUAAAUCUUCUACAAGAAAUAAUUUAUUAAGCUUUUCAACAUAAAAAUGGUUGCAUAAGCUAUAGAAGUAUUACUUUGGGAUACCAUACAGUACACGUCUACUUUAGUACAAGUAAUCUUGAUGUAUGUGUUAGUCCCCCUCAACUUUUAUUGCAACACUGCCAUUGAUAAUUUCAAAAAGGCUGUCUACUAUAUAAUAUUUAGAAAAAAAUAAUGUUUUUGUCACACUACGGAUAUUAAGUUGUUUGCCAAGAUCUCUGACUGUAUUAUCCUAUAAAAACGCAGGCUGUAAUCCUCAGAUUUGCUCCUUUUCACUCGAUUAAUGAGUUUUAAGUGUAAGGCAAAGGGUUAAGAUGUAUUAGCUGUUGGUAUAUAUGGAAAAGUUAAGCUUGGUUCUUACAGUGUGAAACUAGGCUACCAUCUGUGGCGGAAUGGGAAAAAAACUCAUCAUUGUAACCAGGAUUUAAUUUUGUAUUUUACGAAGUUGAAGAGCAUUGAGGACCAAAAUUCCUAGAAGUUUUACCAAAUACAGCUAAGGUUAUCUGUUCCUGAGGUAAAAAAGCCUUUGUAUUUCAAAAAUUCAAAAGUUUUUUUAAACAUGCAUGCAAAAAAGUGGAAAAUGCGUUGGUUCUUUUCAACCAACCAUCCGUAAAGUGACAACAUUUGUUUUUUUCUUCAUAUUAUAAAGAAGACAGCCUAUUCAAAAACAUCAAUGGCAGUUUUGCAAUAAUAAUUGAGGGGUAAGAGUCAGUCGAUAAAAUCACUUUCCAACCAUACAAUGGAGUAUGUGCUCCAUUUGACAAUAUUGGAUUUUAAGGUAUCUCAUGCUGAUCAACUUUAACUUAAUUUGGCCUGUAACAUUGUGUAUUCUGGUGUCUUUGGUAGACAACACGCUCGACUGGCAUACACAACUGUUAGCCUGGUAUCAUUGAUGAGUGUCAAAAAUAUUUACUGAUAGCCAUUAUCAUUUUGAAAAUAUUCUAUUUACUAGAUGUCGCUUUAGUUGUCUAUGUUGUGUCAUGUGUAAUAUUGUUAGUCUGUUUGUCUUUUUAACCAUAGCGUUGUCAGUUUAUUUUCGAUUUAUGAGUUUGAUUGUCUCUCUGGUAUCUUUCGUCCCUCUUUGAUUAUAAAAGCAUAGGCAGGAUGAUAACUCACAUAAUAUAUUAAUUACAAAAAGAUUUUUAUACGAAUAAGUCUUAAAUACUGAGUAUUGCAGCCUGCGUUUUUAUGAAAUAAUAUAGCCAGAGAUCUUGGCAAACACUAAGUCCUUCUUGGCAUCAUU